Messenger RNA from Tarenaya hassleriana, 705 nucleotides. Its product is annotated as protein GLUTAMINE DUMPER 3-like. The record is from RefSeq and is a predicted model, not a curated record. Gene Ontology annotation, biological process: regulation of amino acid export. The transcript has a single exon. Bases 136 to 459 code for a protein of 107 amino acids. NCBI's taxonomy places the organism in Eukaryota, Viridiplantae, Streptophyta, Magnoliopsida, Brassicales, Cleomaceae.
CUAUGAUUACCCUCCUAAUCCCAUAACCUUCCCCCACACAGACUAAACCACACCUCUUUUUUUUUUCUCUGGUCGACCUUAAGAGGAUUUAAACCAACCGACGAAGAAGAAGAAAGAAAUUAAGAAACUCCGACAAUGGACCUACAGACCAACAGGACAGCCUUGGGGUCGGCGUACUUGCCGUUGCGUUAUCCGAUGGCUGACUUAUUCUGCGGAUUGGGGGCGAUGCUCUGCCUUAUCGUCAUUGCUGUCCUUAUCCGCCACUCUGGCUACCUAGACGACAACCCCACCGAAGAGAGCGACCUCGAGUCCGGAGACGACACAGAGGCGAAGCAGACUCCGGUGGAUAUGCCGGAGAAGUGUCUGGUGGUAAUGGCCGGCGAGGUGAAACCCACGUAUCUGCCGACUCCGGCGAGCACCGGAAGCAACGGUGAGCCAACCCCUGUCCAAAUACGCUGAAAACAGGUAGAGUUGCUUUCAUGGCGAUCGACGGAAACAAAGCAUCAUCACGGGAUCAGAUAUCUUUGUCUAAUGAACUACAAAAACUUUUUACUUUUUCGUUUUUUUUGUUUGUCUACCUUUUCAAUUAAUAAGUUUUUGUCGCAUGUCUAUCUAUGGAUUUGCUUAUGAUUGCAAACAACUCUACGAGUUGUGGUAUGGGGUGGUGAAAUUGAAAGCGCGUAAUAAGGAAUUCCGUGAUCGAAA